Messenger RNA from Aspergillus ibericus CBS 121593, 993 nucleotides. Its product is annotated as phytanoyl-CoA dioxygenase family protein. Lineage: Eukaryota; Fungi; Ascomycota; Eurotiomycetes; Eurotiales; Aspergillaceae. The coding region runs from base 14 to 952 and encodes 312 amino acids. The record is from RefSeq and is a predicted model, not a curated record. The transcript is spliced from 2 exons.
ACCACCAGUCCCAAUGGCUGUCAAGCAAUCCCUAAUCCAGCGUAUCGACCGGGCCGACAAGGCCGCCAUCAUCCAGGCCAUCAUUGCAGAUGGCUGCUGUAUAAUUCAGAACUUCACGGAAGUAGAGACGGUGAAGCAGGUUAACUCGGAAGUGCAACCUUAUCUCGAUGCUGACAAGCCCUGGAAGGGCGACCUCUUCCCCCCAGAAACACGCCGCUGUGCCAACCUCGCGGGACGGAGCCAGACGGCCCGAGAAAGGUGGCUCAUUGACCCGCUCAUUCGCAGUCUGACUGCCCAUUUUGUGGACAAGACAACAUCCAACUUUUACGGAGAGACAAAACACACGUAUACAAGCGAGGCGAUUUGCUCGAUCGCCAUGUCGUUCGACAUCGGGCCGGGGGCCAAGGCGCAGCGGCUUCACCGAGACGAUAAGAACUUUCAUGUUGACCAUGAAGAUCAGAGCACUACAGGCUAUCGGGUGGGCUCGGAUGUGAUGAUGGCUUUCAUGGUGCCCGGGGUGAAGACGACGGUUGAAAACGGCGCUACCAUUGCCAUCCCCGGCAGCCACCUCUGGGGCUCUGACCGGGCGCCCAGGAUGGACGAAGCAGUGGUGGCGGAGAUGGAUCCGAGUGACUGCUGGGUGAUGCUGGGGGGACUGUACCAUGCCGGCGGGGCGAAUGUCACACAGAGCGAACGACGGGUUGUACAUGGCAUGUUCUUCACGCGCGGAUUUUAUCGACAGGAGGAAAACGCCUAUCUUGCCAACACAGCAGACGACGUUUUGUCCUGGUCUCCCGCCGCCCAAAGAGUAAUGGGAUACGAACUUUCGAGCCCCAAUAUUGGCUUUGUUGGCUUCCAGACCCCACUGCAGUAUCUGCGGGUUGAAGGGGUUGGGGAUGCUUUUGGGGACUUUGACCCUUCGCAGGAGCAGCCAAACAGAGAAACACACUGACCCGGCUGCUUUACCUGCCACUUAGCUUUCAGUGUAGUUUU